Molecule: messenger RNA, 1205 nt
Organism: Monopterus albus (swamp eel)
Lineage: Eukaryota; Metazoa; Chordata; Actinopteri; Synbranchiformes; Synbranchidae
Gene: tmem235b
Product: transmembrane protein 235b
Exons: 4
Coding region: 12-620 (202 amino acids)
Cellular component (GO): apical plasma membrane
Source: RefSeq, a predicted model, not a curated record
CAAACAUUCGCAUGUACAGGAUGAAGGUAAGCUUCGGGCCUCUAGUUAUUACAGCUGGUAUCUGUGGGUUUUUGAGUUUCGCCUUUUUGGCGAUUUCCCUCGGAACCGAGUAUUGGUACAUCAUAGAGAUGAAUCCUGUGAACAUGAGCGACUUGGAGGACCUGAGCUCCCACUCGGGGCUGUGGAGUGUCAGCGAAGGUGGUGGUUCAUUGACAGUGGACUACUACUCUGAGACUGAGCUGCACAUGCUGAACAUACACAGUGCAAUAGUGGUGGUGCUCCCUGUCAGCCUGCUCCUGCUGCUGUUUGGAGGCAUCUGUGGACUGGUCAGCUCCCUGGCUCGAAGCCCUGUCCUCCUCAUCGCCACUGCCUCCUACUUCUUCAUCUGCAGUCAGCUGACCCUGUGUGGCGUGAGCCUCUACAUCAUCUACUCAUAUAAGGCUCUGGCUGAGACAGAAAGGCUGGUGGGGCCAGAAGGUCUGGCCUACAUCCACACCUCCUUCGGCUGGUCUCUGGGGAUGGCGUGGCUCUCCUACAGCCUGGAGCUUCUCAGCGGCGUACUCCUGCUCACAGCUGCACAAAUAACCAAGGUGCAGCACAGCAGUCCUGCCAUAGCCUGACACAAGCCUCAGCCAUGGAUCCAACACUUUCAGGAGGGGGACCAAGUUAUGCUGAACUAUAUGUACACAUGGGACAACAAACAGUCAGGGACAUUGCAGGCAUGUGGUGAAGGCUUUGAUAAAAUACAAAAGUUGAACUAAAACAUUAUGCACAUAAAUUGUUUUAUAAGUUUAAAGUCCUUACAUCUGCUUCUGAUUGGAGUUUGGCAUCCUGGUGAUCUACAGCAAAGUGGAUUCAUCAACUUAAAUUUGUCCAAUUACACCCUCUUGUGGUGAGAAUGGAAGUGGCUACUCGUAUCCACCGUGGAGCACACGGCAGUGCCGAUUGGCACGCAGGAGUAAUGUAAUCUGUGCCAAACUCAACUGCCAAGAUUAUAUUUAUGAUAAAUUUUGUGACUUUAAAUCUAUGGAUACACGUUUCUCAGUAACCCCCAGAGUCAUUUCAUGUACUGUAAGCUGUACUUGUUGAUUUAAAGGUUUAGUGUUACAUCACCACAAGUUAAACCAAAAAGUGUGGUGUGUCUGCCUUUGUAUUACUUACAGCAUGAGGACCGAAACCUGUUAACACACUCACACUGUGGGGAC